AUGCAACAACAAACAGACACGCAGCUUCGUGAUUUCGGCAAUCGCUUCAAAAGUACCCAGCCCGAGUUACCUCAACGCGUUGAGACUUUGGUAAAGCUGAGCUUGGAACUACGCAACGACUUACUUCAAGACCAGCUUCAACAAAAGCGUUUGGAAGCGCAAACCCAGCACCUCCGGCUGCACAGCGUGGUGUGGAAUUACGAAUUCGAGCAAGCGCCGAUGAAAGCAGCAGAGCCGAUUGCGAGCUCGUUGCAGAGUCUUCUGUACGCGUCCGCGAGCGAUGACGAGCGCAACAUAGCCACUGAUGCAGCGUCUCGCUGA
Molecule: messenger RNA, 321 nt
Organism: Phytophthora infestans T30-4
Lineage: Eukaryota; Oomycota; Peronosporomycetes; Peronosporales; Peronosporaceae
Exons: 3
Coding region: 1-321 (106 amino acids)
Source: RefSeq, a predicted model, not a curated record